Messenger RNA from Linepithema humile (Argentine ant), 2635 nucleotides. RefSeq names its product nucleolin. Lineage: Eukaryota; Metazoa; Arthropoda; Insecta; Hymenoptera; Formicidae. The record is from RefSeq and is a predicted model, not a curated record.
CUUCUCCCCUCCUCCCUUACCGACCGCCAUAUUGUUUGCGAUAUUUCGUGCACGUCGUUCUUCGCAGUUUUCGCCAGUGUAAUUCGCAUCCGGCGUGCUCUCGUGGGUAGUGUUAUUAUACCAUCAACAAACAUUCCGCGCAAAGGCAAUAUGAAGAAGAUCAGGGACCAUUCGGACGACGACGAUUACGAGGUGGACGACCCGGACGAUCCGGAGGUCGAGGCCGCUUCCGAAGAGGAGUGGACUCCCGAAGGCGAACCCGAGAGUGGCGCUAAACCAAGACCACAAAGAGGAGCAGCAAAAAAACGGCAACACUCUGAAGAGGAGGAGGAAGAAGAAGAAGACGAAGAGGAGGAAGAGGAGGAGGAAGAAGAUGACGAAUCUGAUUCUGACACAGGGAGAAAACCAAAAAGAAAAAGGCGCUCUAAGAAAGAGGAAGAUGACAAAGAGGAUGAAGAUGAUGAAGAUUCCGACGAUAACAGUUGUAAUGAGACAGGAGAAGCUCCAAAAGACUAUACAUCUGGUUCAUUUGUUCUCGCAAAAGCUGAUCUUGGACCUAAUAAGAAUAAGACAUCUAAUAAGGGUAAAUCCGAUGUAGAAUCAAGCCCUUAUCCAACUUUAUGGAGGAUAGAUGGAAAAGCGCUACUCCAAAAAUUUUUACCCUUUGAAGAAGAUGGAAAAGUACUGUACAAAAGCACAACGACAUAUUCUGGAUGGCAAAUUAGUAACAAAGAUAAUUAUAUAGCAGUUCAGGUGACUUUCAAAGUGCAAAGUAGACAAGAAACAAUUGUUGAACUUCACUUUGAUCCGACGCAACAUCAAGAAGUUGUAAAAGAUGAUAAAGAAGACUAAAUUAGAUUGAGUAUGAUCUUAUUUGUUUAUAUACGUUUAAGAAAACACGCGACAAUGGAAGGAACAUCACAUCUACAUGUACACCAUCUACGAACCAUAUUUAAAGUUUACUCACACAUACACACACGGACGCAGAUCGACAUGGUACUGUAGCAAAUUUAUGUUCGAAACUUAAUAUCGGGUGGACCAUGGCUCUUUGAAUUUAUUACUGGGGGUAGCUUUAGCUAUAAUUCACGUCUCUGACAAAAAUAUGUGUGUGAGCUUAAGUUAUUAGAGCUACUCGCGUGCAUAUGUAUUUACAGAGUUCGGCAAAUAUCGAUUGAUUUACAAAUGUUUCACGUCUUGGACAGAAAUCAAUGUUACCUAAUGUAAUGGAUGCAUGUUGAUGUUCAUUUUUUUUUUUAAGACGCUAUCGUUAGUCUACUCAUAAUUUAAGCUUUAUUUUACAGAGCAUUGGCCUUGCGACCUAUGUGGCUAUUUUAAGCGCGCCCUUAGACAGAAAUAAAUGGAACCAACAUGUCAUCGCAAAUGAAUAGUAUUCGAUAUGAUAGCAAAAAUACAAAGAAACAGUAUGAACAGUCGAGAUCAGUUGACUGAAUAUGAAUAUGUAGUGAAAUGCAUCAUUUAUUCGUACAUAUCUUUCUUUGAUCAGCUCCAAGAUUAAAGUCAAGAACAACGCCAACAUUCAGAGCGGUAUGAAGAGAAUAAUGAAUUCUGCAGGCAAUAUUUACUAUGGUUCCCCUAACUGCUACGGGCGACGCUGAGUCAGUUCUUGUGCGUACACUUAAUCGUAAGAUGUAACAAAAUCUAGAAAACACUUCCAGUAAUAAUCUGCAUUUAGAUCUUUUAUCGAAUUUGUUAAGAAUAAGUUAGGCUAGGGAAAGAGGAAAAAUCGGUAAGUUACGCCGUUAUCGAUGAUCAAUUUAUCUUAUUAUAUUUAUCGUUACAAGUAAUCCCGCAUUAUUUUGUCAAUUAACAUACUAUUUUUUAAAAAUUGACAUGCUUUUAUGUAUGAUUAUAUUAUAUAUAACUCAAAAGACAUUUAUACAAAUAUAUAUAAUAUAUUUAAGAUCCACUUCAGGUGUGUUCUUUGACCAAUUUUUCCUUUUUUCUUAGCAUAAUUUAUUCUUUAUAAGCGGGGAAAGGGUAAAAACAAAUUACUAUUUGUUUCUAUGAAGUGUUACGCAACGUGCGUUUAGCUGAUAAAUCCAAUAAGUACGAAUCAUGGAUAAUACACAUGAAAAAAUUGGACAUCCAAUUGUGGUAAAUAUUUAUUGAGUUCUCCCACAGUUGUACAAUUGUACCUUACUUCUAGAGUGCUCCUAUUCUGUUUGUAUAACUACUUUCUCUCUCUGUACUACUAUAGAUAAUAUGUAUCUUAUUUGGACUUCAUCACUUAAUAAUUGUGCAAGAAACGAGAAAAAUAUCAUAAGUACAGAAUAUAUUAUCGACUUAUUAUGUAAAAAGUGGAUGUUUACUGUGUAAAAAGUUCAUUAUGUAAAAGUUAAAUAACGUUCCAAAGUUUAUGAUUUGUACUGAAUCGUUUUGAUUAUAAUCUUGUAAUCUCUGUGCUAAUUACAAUUUGAUUAUAUAUUGCGAUUAAAUAAAAAAAUGCAAUUUCCUUUAUUGAGUGACGAUGUGAGUGUUAUGACUUAAGAAAAAUUGAGUAAAAACGCACUUAGUAAUAUCAAAUAAACUUCCAAUUGAUGUUAGCAUUUUAUGCAUUAAGUAAAAAGUGGACAAACAUAUACAUUUAAUAACACAAUAUAUAAAUAUAUAUUAA